GGAGGGGGCGGUCUCCGGCGGGAGCCGCCCGAGGGAGCGGCGGGGAGGAGCCGAGCCGACGGGACGCGCCACACACGGAGCCGCCGCCGCGAUCGGGCACGGAGGGACCAUGGACGACAUCUUCACCCAGUGCCGGGAGGGCAACGCCGUGGCCGUGCGCCUCUGGCUGGACAACACGGAGAACGACCUCAACCAGGGCGAUGACCACGGCUUCAGUCCCCUGCACUGGGCCUGCCGCGAGGGCCGCUCCAGCGUGGUCGACAUGCUGGUCAUGCGAGGGGCGCGCAUCAACGUCAUGAACCGGGGGGACGACACCCCGCUGCACCUGGCUGCCAGCCACGGCCACCGGGACAUUGUCCAGAAGCUGAUCCAGUUCAAGGCCGACAUCAACGCGGUGAACGAGCACGGGAACGCCCCCCUCCACUACGCCUGCUUUUGGGCCCAGGAGCAGGUGGCUGAGGACCUGGUGGCCAGCGGGGCUCUCGUCAGCAUCUGCAACAAAUAUGGGGAGACACCCCUGGACAAGGCCAAGGCGCCCCUGCGGGACUCCCUGAAAGAGCGAGCAGAGAAGUUGGGCCAGAGCCUCACGCGCAUCCCCUUCAAGGACACCUUCUGGAAGGGCACAACACGGACGAGACCUCGCAAUGGGACUUUGAACAAACUGGCUGGCAUCGACUUCCGGCAGCUGACCCUGGGACACAAGCUCAACGAGAACCAGUCUGGAGAGCUCUGGGAAGGGCGCUGGCAGGGAAACGGCAUCGUCAUCAAAGUGCUCAAGCCCCGAGACUGGACGACCCGCAAGAGCCGCGACUUCAAUGAGGAGUACCCCAAGCUCAGGAUCUUCUCCCACCCCAACGUGCUGCCGGUCCUGGGCGCCUGCCAGUCCCCUCCUGCUCCGCACCCCAUCACCCUCACCCACUGGAUGCCCUACGGCUCCCUCUACAACGUGCUCCACGAAGGCACCAACUUUGUGGUGGACCAGACGCAGGCCGUGAAGUUUGCUCUGGACGUGGCCCGGGGAAUGGCCUUCCUACACACCCUGGAGCCCCUCAUCCCACGCCACUAUCUCAACAGCCGCAGCAUCAUGAUCGAUGAGGACAUGACGGCCCGGAUCAGCAUGGCAGACGUCAAGUUCUCCUUCCAGUGCCCUGGCAGGAUGUAUGCGCCAGCCUGGGUGGCGCCGGAAGCUCUGCAGAAGAAGGCAGAGGAGAUCAACCGCCGCUCGGCCGACAUGUGGAGCUUCGCCGUUCUGCUGUGGGAGCUGGUGACGCGGGAAGUGCCCUUUGCUGACCUCUCCAACAUGGAGAUUGGCAUGAAGGUCGCCCUGGAGGGGCUGCGGCCCACCAUCCCCCCAGGCAUCUCCCCCCACAUUUGCAAGCUGAUGAAGAUCUGCAUGAACGAGGACCCAGCCAAGCGCCCCAAAUUUGACAUGAUCGUCCCCAUCCUGGAGAAGAUGCAAGAGAAGUGAGGGGGGAUGUGCUCUGCAGCCCCCCCAACCUGCCCACAAGUGCCUUGGGGAGGCGCUGUUGACAGGAAGCGCCACUUCCUCUUGAAACAAAACGGUACAGAAGGAGCCACCGCCUUGCCCCCCUCCCCUUUCGGGGCAGCUCUAUUUGGGGGGGGGUCCCUGCUGUAAGCUGCCCUGGCCUUUUAAGCUCCCCCAGCAAUGCUGCGCUGCCUUCCUCAGUGCCUAGCACCCCGUCCCCUCAGCGCGCAUCAGCAACGUCGCCUCGCACUCGGAGCCCACCGCCUGCCUCUGCGCUGCACGGUUUUUA
This is a messenger RNA of Podarcis muralis (Common wall lizard), 1775 nucleotides long. It is a transcript of the gene ILK, whose product is annotated as integrin linked kinase. The record is from RefSeq and is a predicted model, not a curated record. Gene Ontology annotation, molecular function: ATP binding; protein serine/threonine kinase activity; protein binding. NCBI's taxonomy places the organism in Eukaryota, Metazoa, Chordata, Lepidosauria, Squamata, Lacertidae. Gene Ontology annotation, cellular component: focal adhesion; stress fiber. Gene Ontology annotation, biological process: integrin-mediated signaling pathway; cell-matrix adhesion; substrate adhesion-dependent cell spreading.